AUCCCGAACAGCUGCCUGCCUCGACCAUUGACGACGUUCUUCCUACCUUUGAUCUGUACAUUUCCUAGCAUCUCGAGUAGAGUCGGCCCUCCUGCCCUCCCCCACACCUUCCCUGACCCAAGAUGUACGGCCGCCCACCGCCGUCAUCAUGGCAGACGAAUCCCAACAAUCCCAAUAUGGCUCCCAUCCCUUCAGGGCCUCGCGGGGCCGGCGUGGGUCCACCUCCAGGUCCUCCACCGCCCAUGGGCCCCGGAGGACCGUACGGUGGGGGCUCUCCUCACGAUCCCAAUGGUAGUCUACCUCAUCGGUCGGGUCCUCCACCAGGGUACGGCAGUGCUCCUCUACCUGGUCCGGGGGGGCCUUCUGGUACAGGAAGCAACUCCAUCCCCAGUGCCCAAGUCGACCCCUCGACUACGAUCUUUGUUGGGUCAAUCACCCCUGGAGUGUCGGAUAUGAUGCUCAAGCAACUCCUCGGCUUCUGUGGUACUCUCGUCAAUCUCAAGAGGAUUUCUCCGGCCUUUGGCUUCGCCUCUUUCGAUCAUCCUGAAGCUGUCAUUCGUGCUAUUGACCUACUCAAUGGUCUCGCCCUUCCCCCACCAGGCGUGACAGACAACUUCGACAAGCAGGAGAAGACAAAGAAGCUCAAUGUCAAGGCAGACGAGAAGACGCGGGCAUUUGUAGAAGAGUACAAGGCGAAUAGAAGCUCGAGAGCUACAGCCGAGGAUGAACUGGAUAAUGCGGGCAAGGCGCAGAUUGACAACUUUGUCAAGCAGCUCGCCGCUCCGGAUGCCCUCUCCCACUUUGCAGACGCUGCUUCGGCGAAUGCUACAUUGGUACCUGCACAUCUGAAGGACUUGCCGCCGGAGGAUGUACCAGAGGAGCAUAGGACCUCGGUCCUUGGGGAGAUUGACAAAUUCAGGCAGGCAAGUGCAGCAAGAGAGGAGGAGAAGAGGAUGCGGGAGAGGGUCCUGGAGAGGGAAAGGAUGCAACAAGCUCAUAUGGCAGGUGGUUCGGGGCCUGGAAGACCUACUGGACCGAGACUGGGUGGACCACCUACCGGACCGAAUGGCGCGGCUGGAGUGAACCCGCAGAGCUUCAAUCACGGAGCUCCUAAUUUUGUCCAGUCGAGAGCUGAUGCAGGAGCCAAGUCGCUAGAGGAUAUGGACCCAGAGGAGGCGGAUGAGGUGGAGCAUCAGAGACGAAAGGAGCUUGCCGCAAAGGACGACGAGCGGCGGACUGCAGAGGCCCUGUCAGCAUACACAAAUCGCGAGCGGCAACGUCUAGCCCAUUGGACACGCAUCCUGGAAGACAGCAAGCUCGAAGACUCCCGUCGCGAAAAGCUGCGAUCCCAACUGCUGCACCGUAGCGAAGAAUGGGAUGAAGACUUAGAGCGUUCCCGCGAGCUGUUCUGGCUCGAUCGUCCACGCUGGCGUCAUUACCGCAAUCCCAUGCUGCGUCGGGAACAAGAUGAGGAUGCUGCUGAUGCUCGUGCCGAGGAGGAAGAAGCGCGCAAGGCUCAACUCGAGGCGGAGAAGUUCCUUGCUAGACAGGAAGAGGAGAUGAGGAAACAUCUGGAGGAGCAGAGGAAAGCUGGAGUCCUCGUAGACGGGUCGAAUAUGCAACCUUUGAAGCUCAAGAUUGGUGCUGGAGCCGGAGCGAACAAGGAUGGAACUGCUCCUGCGCUUACGGCCCCUGCUGGUGGAGCUGUACUUGGUGGUGACGAUGAGGACGAAGAGAGCAAGGCGAGGAGAGGCGCAGCGAUCAAGGUGGAUCUUGGAGACGGGAUGACCCCCGAGGAGCGCACUGCCGCCGUGCAGGCUAAACGACGCGAGGUGCUAGCAGCCCUCUCGGACCUCUCGAGGGAGGAUCUCUUCGGUGUACCCGUCAAGUGGGACUGGGUGGAUGAGGCGAGCAUCGCAGAGGUGUACCAGAGGAGGGUGGAGGAAGCCGUCACUGAGGCUAUUGGUGAGCCGGUGCCAGAGCUGGUAGACGUGGUUGUGGGAAUGAUCAGGAGUCACAAGGGCGCCGAGGCGAUUCAGCAGGCCGUUGAGCCGGUAAUGGCGGAAGAUGCACCCGAGUUCACAGAAUCCAUCUGGCGCCUACUCGUCGAAGAGUCUACCGUCGCCUCGAGUGGUCUGCUAGCCUAGCAAGCCCUACAAACAGGUCGGGGAGAAGGAGAAGAAGAAGAAGGAGAAGGAGAGGUACGACGUGAGGGUGAGCGGGAGCUGUCUCCCCCUUGUCUUUCUUUCCGUGCGUGAAUUUCAAUACCAUGCACAUGUAUCACAAC
Molecule: messenger RNA, 2287 nt
Organism: Microstroma glucosiphilum
Lineage: Eukaryota; Fungi; Basidiomycota; Exobasidiomycetes; Microstromatales; Microstromataceae
Exons: 3
Coding region: 123-2147 (674 amino acids)
Biological process (GO): mRNA processing
Cellular component (GO): spliceosomal complex
Molecular function (GO): mRNA binding
Source: RefSeq, a predicted model, not a curated record